Anisakis simplex (herring worm) is the source of this 372-nucleotide messenger RNA. The record is from the annotation of a GenBank genome assembly. Lineage: Eukaryota; Metazoa; Nematoda; Chromadorea; Rhabditida; Anisakidae.
AUUGCAAACGAAUCAGGAUUGGAAUUCUGUCACGUUGUUGGUUUGAAUAUUCUCUAUGAUGUUACAAAUUUCAAUGAGUUCAUAGUAGCUACUCCUCCGAUGGCAUGUUCGUCAAUAGUUACUGAGGAUUCGAAGGGAGCCAUUUUACAUGGACGUAAUUUGGACUAUAUGAUGCAAGGUUUAAUGAAGAAUAUUUCGAUCCUUGUUGAUUUCACGCAGAAUCAUAAGGUGGUGUAUUCAUCGGUGACAUUCGCAUUCUUUGCUGGCAUAACCACUGGUCAACGACCGAAUGCGUUCACACUGAGUCUGAACGCUAGAAGUGUUUAUUGUAAAACCGAACCGCCGUUUAUUUUCGCAUUGAAAACAUCAUGA